CAGGACUGUCCGACCACCGUUCACCACCUCGUGCCUGCUCAGCACUUCGCUGCUGGCGUCGUUUGCGACCGGUCUGUGGCGUCGGACGUUUGCAAAGCACGUCGCUGGUGCUGCCGAUGCAUGCCGCAUGCCCCUCGGUGAUCCAUUGAAGCCUUGCACUUCACAUCCUGAUGCUCAGAAAGGAAUGUGCGGAGAACGUGGCUUGCUCGACCCUUCGUGCACACACCCUGUUGCACAAUUUCCAUAUUUCCGCAUCUCCUGGCGGCUGCAACUACCUGUGUCGCCAUCGGUGUCUGGUCUCACACCUUCGAUUUCGUCAGUUGUCGCCAUCAUGUCUCAUGCAGCGCAUCCGUUUCUGCAUCUUGACGUGUUAUGGAGUCCUUCCAUCUUGACCAGUGGAACAACGCGCAAAUGUGGCUACCAAAUGCUGCUGACUACAAUUUGCUAUUGCAAUCCUAUGAUGGUAUCUGGCAUACCUCCUUUCGAGGACACUGUGAUCUCGGGAACGAUGCCGGAGCGGCUGUGGUCCAUGCCAUCGAGCUUUCAUCCCAAGUGCGGACACCACCACAGAAUUUUCACGAUACUUCAAUCUUACCUGCAGACACGCGUCUUUGGCGUCUGCAGGAGACGAGCUAAGCUGCGGCAGCAUCGCCUUCGAAACAGCUUCUUUAGUAAUCUCUUACGUUUCCGAACCUUCCCCGCAUGCGACCCUUAUGUCUCCACAUGCAUCGUUGAAGGUACGGGAGCUACUUUAGCUCGGGAUGCACACCGUAAAAGAUUUGCUUGCAGUCCGACUGCGAGGCUGAUCUCUUCGUUUGUGUUACUGGAGGGCGAGUACAGACUCGUUCUGGCGCUGAUGUGCGCAGAUCCUACGCCUUUUGGCUAUUGCCUUUGUACAUCACAUCCCUUCGAUGAAGUUAAACGGAACAACAGUCGGAUCAUUCUGAGAUCAACAAUGCUUUCUAUAGGGUCUGGAACUAAAAGAGACGCUACCCCGCGAAAAGAUCUUCGACCCCUGACGGUUGGCUUUUGCCUCCUAUAAAGCGUAAGGC
This is a messenger RNA of Boeremia exigua, 1052 nucleotides long. RefSeq lists its product as uncharacterized. The record is from RefSeq and is a predicted model, not a curated record. NCBI's taxonomy places the organism in Eukaryota, Fungi, Ascomycota, Dothideomycetes, Pleosporales, Didymellaceae. The transcript has a single exon. Bases 128 to 1042 code for a protein of 304 amino acids.